Daphnia pulex (common water flea) is the source of this 1282-nucleotide messenger RNA. RefSeq names its product TD and POZ domain-containing protein 2-like. Gene Ontology annotation, biological process: proteasome-mediated ubiquitin-dependent protein catabolic process; regulation of proteolysis. The transcript has 3 exons. The record is from RefSeq and is a predicted model, not a curated record. Gene Ontology annotation, molecular function: ubiquitin protein ligase binding. Lineage: Eukaryota; Metazoa; Arthropoda; Branchiopoda; Diplostraca; Daphniidae. The coding region runs from base 218 to 982 and encodes 254 amino acids. Gene Ontology annotation, cellular component: cytoplasm; nucleus.
CAACCUGUCACUUUCCCAUUCAUUGUCUCACCGUCGUCGCUCACAGCAGAGGCAAGUGUCGCUGUCUCACCUGUUGGAUUGCGUUCACUUUCAGCCCACGUAUUUGUUGGGUAACUCAGCGAAUAGUUCCGAGUACUAACUGCAAACAUUAGUACAAUUAAUUACCCUCUGAAACAGACAGCUGAUUAUUACACAUCAAGGCCCAGAUUAUUGAACGAUGUCUAUCAUGUCGGAAGAAGCUGUCAUUCGAUGCGAGUGGACGAUCAACGAGCGGCCGGAGAGGGGCGCCAUCUGGAUGUCGAAUUUGGUGCCGUUUCACGCCGAGAAUUGCUUCCGCUUCGGCCUGAAGCAGUCGUCUAUGACGCUCUACUUCAUCAACGUUUACCCGUGCAAGUCCGGCUUCAAGAUCUCGCACGUCUACUUGAUCGCGCCCGGCAUUAACGGCGAGGAGAUGACGCUGAGGACCGAGCCCAACGAGCCGGCCAUUCAAAUGUUCACCUAUGUCCUCGACGGCUACUCGCACACCGAUGUCCUGACGUCCUACAAUUUCUACAUCCACGUCGUCAAGACGGUGGAUGACUACAGCUACCAGCCCGUCGACACUCUGAUGGGCGGCCAGCUCUGGUCGGCGGCCAAAGAGGCGCUCUUCACCGAUUUCGAGUUCCACCUCGGAGACCGGGUCUUUCCGGCCCACAAGGGCAUCGUCGCCGCCCGCAGUUCCGUCUUCGCCGCCAUGUUCAAAGCCGACAUGGUCGAAUCGCGGACGCAGAAGGUCGUCAUCGAAGAUAUCGAGCCGUCCAUCUUCGAGGAAUUUCUCUACUUUCUCUACACUGGCCAAUUGAAGCGAUCGGCGGCUGAUAUAAAGUUGCUGAUGGCGGCAGACAAGUACAACGUGGAAACUUUGAAGAGCCUUUGCUUGACGGCCACAGCUAAGGAUAUGGAUGCUGAACAUUUAUCUUCAUUGGUGAUGAAAAUCGAAUGAAGUCAAAUGUUGCGUCAUGCGUUCAUCGAUCCCCAUCCAAACCUAACAGCUUUUCCACAUAGAUAUCUAUUAUUAUGUGAAUUCAUUUUGAUUGUUUGUCAUUUUGGUUUUUGUUGGAGUUUAUACUUUGCCUAUUCUUUUGUUGAUGGUUAUUUCUUGUUGCAUCAUUCAUUGAAUAACAUGUAUGGCUGGAAUUUUGUUUUGGAAAGAUUAUGUAUUUGAAGUACUGCACCAUAAAAGAUCACCGAAUACCUAAAAAUGUCUCCAAAAUAAAAAACAAACAAAAUCAAAUCGUUGAAA